AUGCCCGAUAACAUGGUAAUCAGUCAGUUGAUGAUAUUAAUCUACAAAUAUGUAAUAGUCUUUCCUAAUUACUUUGAAUUGUUAGAACAGCAAGUGGAUAAAAAUGGUAAUAUAGAAGAAUAUGAGAAAAAAUAUCGUUUGAGAAACAGACGUAAAACGGCGUUUAUGAUGGUUUUAAGCGCUCUCGCCCUGUUAUUGGCAUUUACUGGAGGCUUUGUUAUUGGUUGGUUUUCAAGUGAUAAAGGCUUUGACCAAAGUAAUCAAGGCAAUAAUAAUAGUAAUAACAAUAGUAGUAAUCAAUUCACAGCAUCUCCUCCACGCUCUACGAUACCUGUUAAUAGUGGUCCACCUUCCAUAGAUGCUUCAAUUUGCAGCGCUAAAAGGAAACCUUUGAUUGUGGUUUCCGUUGAUGGAUUUCGCUGGGAUUAUUUUAAACGAGGACUUUCUCCCAUGCUGACGCAGUUUGCCAGCCGAGGUGUCCGAGCGGAAUAUAUGCAGUCCUGCUUUCCAACUAAAACAUUCCCAAAUCAUUAUACUAUUGUUACAGGCCUCUAUCCUGCACAUCAUGGCAUCGUUGCUAAUACAUUUUACGAUCCGGAACUAGGCGAAACAUUUUAUAUCGGUAGUAGAAAUAACAAUCAAUCCAAAUGGUGGGGAGGUGAACCAAUUUGGGUAACGGCUAAAAAGAAUAAUCUAAAAUCAGCCAGUUUUUAUUGGGCAGGUUCAGAAGCGAAAAUCCAAGGUUAUCGACCAGAUUACUGGUUUCCCUAUGACAGGAGCGUUUCUUUUAUAGAUCGUGUAAAUCAGUUAUUUAAAUGGCUCGAAAUGCCAGCAGAUCGAAGGCCUAUGAUCAUUACCAUGUACUUUGACCAGCCAGAUCGUGUAGGGCAUCUUUAUGGUCCAGAUUCUAAUCAGGUUGAUUAUGAAAUUAAAAGAGUAGAUGAUAUUCUUGGAGCUAUAUUUUCAGGAUUAAAGGAAAGAGGAUUAGAGGAUUGCGUCAAUAUUAUCGUGACAUCAGAUCAUGGAAUGAGAAAAACAUGCUGCAAAAGGGUGGUCUAUCUCGACCAAUUAAUCGACAUCGGUCAUUAUAACAUUAUUAAUCGUGGACCAUUUGGUGGUAUUCGAAUUCAUGGAGGAAACGCUACGGAGCUUGUACAGAAAUUAAAAUGCAAAUUCAAACAUUGGAGCGUAUAUAAGAAAGAAGAAUUACCCUAUCGACUUCAUUAUUGUAACAACAGCCGUAUUCCAGAUGUAAUUAUUAUGCCAAAUGAAAACUGGCUGGUAGGGUCAACAUAUAACCCAGCAGAUACAUCCUGCAAUGGCGCUAAUCAUGGCUGGGACAAUUUAGACCCUGAUAUGAGAACUAUCUUUUUCGCUGCUGGCCCUGGAUUUAAAAAAUCACUCACAAUUAAACCGUUUAAAAACAUUGAACUAUACAAUAUCAUGGCAGCUCUCUUAUCGAUUAAACCAGCUAAAAAUGAUGGCACUAUAGGAAGACUGAAUUUCAUUUUGCAAAAUUCUACGGCUGCAGCUACCCAGAUUGCUGGUCAGUUGGGGUCAGUCUGUCGAGUACCACAAGAUCAUAACGUUUAUAUCGAUAGAGAAAAUUGUUCUGAUUGUGUUUGUCCAGAUUGUAAGAAAGAGUCUGAGAAUCGCAACUUUCCGUGGGGAAUACCCAGAUAUCGAGCAUCAUUGGAUACUUGUACUCUAUACCAGAAUCAUUAUAUAACUGGAUACAGCAAUACCUUUCAUGUACCGUUAUUUGUUGGCUAUCAUUUAACUGAUACAGAAUCAUUAAGGCCACUAUCAAGAAUAGACUGUUUUCGACGUGAUAGUAGGCUAAAUGUUGCUGCCCAAACAUCUAAUUGUUCUAAUUACUAUCGAUCUGGUUAUAAUCGUGGGCAUUUAGCACCUAAUGGUGAUAUGAGUUUUGAUUUAGAAGCGCAAGCGAAUACGUUUAUUCUAUCCAAUAUUGCUCCACAAGUCUACGCCUUUAAUGCAGGACCUUGGCUUGAUUUGGAAAAAUUAACUCGCGAUUGGGCUCGGCUAUUUGGAAGUAUUUAUGUCAUUUCAGGCUCAAUUGUCAAAGCUGACUGGAAAACUGUCGUGGGUAAUCCAUCGUAUUGGCUUAAAGGAGAUAUUGGCUCCGUGGUCAUUCCAACCCAUUUUUAUAAAAUUUUAGCUAAAUGUCAAGAUUCUGAUCAAUUACUUUGCGACUCUUCAGUUAUGACUGCUAAGCCUUGCAAGGGAAAAAUUGAUGUUAUAGCAUUUAUUUUACCACAUAUUAAAUCAUUUGCUCCUCAAUGCCAGACCUAUAAUUCCUACUUAUUUAGCCAUGUGGCUAGCGUUCGCGAUAUUGAAGAAUUGACUGGAAUUAAUUUCUUCCCUAACAUGGCGCCUGAUCUACAAGACAGGAUAGAAAGUGAAGCUGCAACAGAAAUGUGGACAACAUUUUAG
This is a messenger RNA of Trichoplax adhaerens, 2457 nucleotides long. RefSeq lists its product as uncharacterized. The record is from RefSeq and is a predicted model, not a curated record. Gene Ontology annotation, molecular function: nucleic acid binding; metal ion binding; hydrolase activity. The transcript is spliced from 25 exons. The coding region runs from base 1 to 2457 and encodes 818 amino acids. Lineage: Eukaryota; Metazoa; Placozoa; Uniplacotomia; Trichoplacea; Trichoplacidae.